UUUUCUGUACGUAUACACAAGGAAUCACACUCUCCCACUGCCAGUCUUUUCGAAUAGUUCAGUUCGCGAAUAAACCAUGACAGAGUACUGGGUGAUAGUAGCCCUAAUUUUCGGCUGCACUUCUGCUGCCGAUUUCUGCCAAUAUCCAUAUGAGUGCGUUGCUAUAGGAUAUUGUAGUACAUGGAUAUUAACGGACUACGAAUCAACAACUUCAUGCAAUUCAAACCAACAUUGUUGCUUAAAUGCAAAUGGUGCCUGGUGGUUGCAAGCUGGAAACAAUUACCAAGCCGCUCCCACAACAAACUGGCAGCAAAAUUCAUUACUUAACGAAGACACCACACCUUUCGCCACAAAUGUAAACUAUAACCCAGCCGUAAUACCCCGGAACCAAGUUGGGAAUUAUUACCAAAACACCGCCACUACCCAAAGAUCCAGAGAACCCGCAUACUUCACUCAACCCACACCUGCACCCUUUCCAAGAUAUACCUCACAGCGGAUCCAAACUGAACUGAACCCACCAGAGCGUGCUCCGGUCCAAAUUGGAAGCCAUUCUAACACGCCAAUCGAAGCUUCUCUUUUGAAUGACCUCUGUGGCUUGGGUAAUCAAAGUGGACCUGGUCAAUAUCCCUGGGUGGUGGCUCUUUUUAGCCGUUAUCAAUACUUCGGAGGCGGUUCUUUAAUUGCUCCUGGAGUGGUUCUAACAGCAGCUCACCUUCUGCCAAACAAGAACGCGAAUGAGAUUGUGGUCAGAGCUGGCGAAUGGGAUAUGUCAUCCGAUUGGGAAACAUUCCGUCAUGAGGAGCGCGUUGUAAAAAAAAUCGAGCGACACGAAGAGUUUGUAUUCGGAAAGGCGUGGAACGACAUGGCGCUCCUUUAUCUCCAAUCUCCCUUCGAGCUGAAAGCCCACAUCCGUACCAUCUGUUUACCAAGGAAGGGCAGGUCAUUCGAUCAUAAGCGCUGCAUAAUGGCCGGAUGGGGAAAGCCUUCCUACCAGGAUCCUCAAAAUUCAAAAAAACAGAAGCAAGUAGAGUUACCCAUGGUGAUGAGAGAAGAAUGCCAGAAUAAAUUGAGGCGAACAUCGAUGGGCCGUGAUUUCAAUCUCCACGAGAGCCUAAUUUGCGCCGGUGGUGAACGGGACCAGGAUGCCUGCACUGGCGAUGGUGGAUCUCCCCUAUUCUGUCCACUGGAAAACGACCCCAACCGGUACGAACAGGCUGGCAUCGUCAGCUUUGGCAUCCGUUGUGGCCAAGAGAAUGUGCCCGGAACCUUCACAAACGUGGCCUUGUUCAGGGAUUACAUUGAUCUGAAGUUGGCGGGCGGCAAAUUUGAUUUGUAAUUACUCAAGAUAACAAUUUUAGCUCAGAAAUUUACAAAUAAAAAGCAUUUUUAUGUAAA
Molecule: messenger RNA, 1395 nt
Organism: Drosophila subpulchrella
Lineage: Eukaryota; Metazoa; Arthropoda; Insecta; Diptera; Drosophilidae
Product: phenoloxidase-activating factor 2-like
Exons: 2
Coding region: 77-1336 (419 amino acids)
Biological process (GO): proteolysis
Molecular function (GO): serine-type endopeptidase activity
Source: RefSeq, a predicted model, not a curated record